CUUUACGUUUGGGAGGAUCGACUGGAAGGUUGCCUUUGUGCUGAUAACUGCGGGGAUCUGUAGUGAUUGAAUGGAUAUAACCAGGUGCUCGGAGAAAUGGGUAAAACCAGAAAAGGAGAGGCCCCUGUCUUCCUCCAUAAUGCUGUCCAGUAAGAAGUCGGACCCGGGUUCGUCCUCGUCGUCCGCCCCUGGGGCCGGGACUGAGCGGGCCAGCGAGACCCCGGCGGCAGCUCAGACGGGGGCCCCCAGCUCCACCCCUGGCUCCUCCGAGGGCGGGGCCCCCGCCGAUCGCUCCCUCAAGAAGAAGGAGCGGGCGUCGCCCAGCGGGGAGCCCGGUGGGCCCCCCAUCUCUCACACACCAGGCACCGGGGGUGUCGACCAGGACACAGCCGAGGGCCGCCGGACCAGCCGCCGCAAAAGAGCGAAACAGGUGGAGUACCGCGAGAUGGAUGAGAGCCUGGCCAACCUCUCCGAGGACGAGUACUACUCCGAGGAGGAGAGGAACGCCAAGGCGGAGAAGGAGCGCAAGCAGGUGCCCCCGCCCCCUGCCCCGCCUGUGGAGGAGGAGAACGAUAGCGAGCCCGAGGAGCCCUCAGGUGUGGAGGGAGCAGCCUUCCAGAGCCGUCUGCCUCACGACCGUAUGACCUCACAGGAGGCGGCCUGCUUUCCUGACAUCAUCAGUGGCCCCCAACAGACACAGAAGGUCUUCCUAUACAUCCGUAACCGCACGCUCCAGCUUUGGCUGGACAAUCCCAAAAUCCAGCUAACAUUCGAGGCCACGGCACAGCAGCUGGAAGCUCCUUACAACAGUGAUGCAGUGCUGGUCCAUAGGAUACACAGCUACCUGGAGAGGCAUGGGCUCAUCAACUUUGGCGUCUACAAGCGAGUCAAGCCUCUACCCACCAAGAAGACGGGGAAGGUGAUCGUCAUUGGUGGGGGCGUGUCCGGGCUGGCAGCGGCCCGCCAGCUGCAGAGUUUUGGGAUGGAUGUGACAGUGCUGGAGGCCAGGGACCGUGUGGGAGGCAGAGUAGCCACUUUCCGUAAGGGGAAUUACGUAGCUGAUCUGGGGGCCAUGGUGGUGACUGGACUGGGUGGGAACCCCAUGGCGGUGGUGAGCAAGCAGGUGAACAUGGAGCUGGCCAAGAUCAAGCAGAAAUGCCCACUGUACGAGGCCAACGGCCAGGCUGGCGAGCGAUGCACUAGUGUGCCCAAGGAGAAGGACGAGAUGGUGGAGCAGGAGUUUAACCGCUUGCUGGAGGCCACUUCCUACCUCAGCCACCAGCUGGACUUCAACUUCCUCAACAAUAAGCCUGUCUCGCUGGGACAGGCCCUGGAGGUGGUCAUUCAACUGCAGGAGAAACAUGUAAAGGAUGAGCAGAUUGAACACUGGAAGAAGAUUGUGAAAACGCAGGAAGAGCUGAAGGAGCUGCUCAACAAGAUGGUAGCCACAAAGGAGAGGGUGAAGGAGCUCCACCAGCAGUACAAGGAGGCCUGCGAGGUGAAGCCGCCCAGGGACAUCACUGCAGAGUUCCUGGUCAAGAGCAAGCACCGCGACCUGACUGCUCUCUGCAAGGAGUACGACGAGCUGGCUGAGACUCAGGUAAAGCUGGAGGAGAAACUGCAAGAGUUGGAGGCUAACCCACCCAGUGAUGUGUACCUGUCGUCAAGGGACCGGCAGAUCCUGGACUGGCACUUUGCCAACCUGGAGUUCGCCAAUGCCACGCCGCUCUCAACCCUCUCUCUGAAGCACUGGGACCAGGACGAUGACUUCGAGUUCACAGGAAGUCACCUGACUGUGCGGAAUGGGUACUCGUGCGUGCCCGUGGCGCUGGCCGAGGGCUUGGACAUCAAGCUGAACACGGCCGUGCGGCAGGUCCGGUACACCGCCUCCGGUUGUGAGGUCAUCGCUGUGAACACCCGCUCCACCACACAGACGUUCAUCUAUAAGUGUGACGCAGUGCUGUGUACACUCCCUCUGGGCGUCAUGAAGCAGCAGCCGCCCGCUGUACAGUUCGUGCCCCCCCUUCCCGAAUGGAAGACCUCCGCUAUCCAGAGGAUGGGCUUUGGCAACCUCAACAAGGUGGUGCUGUGUUUCGACCGUGUGUUCUGGGACCCCAGCGUUAACCUGUUCGGCCACGUGGGCAGCACUACUGCCAGCCGAGGGGAACUCUUUCUCUUCUGGAACCUUUACAAGGCUCCCAUCCUGUUGGCCCUGAUGGCGGGGGAGGCAGCCGGCAUCAUGGAGAACAUCAGCGAUGAUGUCAUUGUGGGCCGAUGUCUCGCCAUUCUCAAGGGCAUCUUUGGUAGCAGCGCUGUGCCCCAGCCCAAGGAAACCGUGGUAACGCGUUGGCGGGCUGACCCAUGGGCUCGUGGCUCAUACUCUUACGUGGCAGCGGGUUCCUCCGGCAACGACUAUGACCUGAUGGCCCAGCCAAUCACACCAGGCCCAGCUAUACCGGGGGCCUCUCAGCCCGUCCCCCGCCUGUUCUUCGCCGGCGAGCACACUAUCCGGAACUACCCGGCCACGGUGCACGGAGCAUUGCUCAGCGGCUUGAGGGAGGCGGGACGCAUCGCCGACCAGUUCCUGGGGGCCAUGUACACCCUUCCCAGACAGGCCACGCCCACCGUCAACCCUCAGCCCUCCCCCAGCCUCUAGAUGCCCCGCCCACAGCCCUCACCGUGGCAACCAGGACUGACCCCAUUAAAGCAUGCGUGCGUGUCUCCAGCCAUCCAACGUGGCCGUCUCGGCUUCAUGUUAUUGCAAUGCUGGCGCACCUCAUCUUCAAAGACUGAGCCACCAUGUGUCACGUGUCUUAAAAUGCUUAAGGAUUUGUAUUUUUUUUAUUUGUAGUCUCUUUUUUAUUUUGCUGUCACCUUCCUGUAUGCCAUGACUUGCUCUGGUGGUUUAGCUCAUUGUCGUGUUGGGUGAGAGUUAGCUGACUGCCUGAGGCUGGGUGGGGCAAACUAAGAAGGCUCUCUCCUGGGGGACCCACUGGCCCUCCUAGCCUGCUGUCACACCAUUUCAGAUCAGACCUUCAUAACACAUCCCAUUUGUCAGAAAGGGAAGACUCACCUCUGUGGAAAGGGUCUGGGAAGACAUUACACAAGACCAACUGUAGAUCCAAGCAUCCAGCACCAGCGGAUGUCUGCAAGUCUACACAGCCUAGAGGAGGGUGGCCCUGCCUACGCCACACUCAUGCUAGCAUUAAGAAAGGAUGGGAGAAAGGAGUUGCAUCAGGCCAUCUCAUUCGUCAGGGUAGCUGUUUUAAAGUGGGAUGGGGUUGGAGGCAGUUCUCUAUGUACAUUGCUCUUGACACAUUUUUUCCAUUGAUGUGUGUUUUUAUUACUUUCUGAUGCAGAUGAGAUGUUUUUGGGUGUAGGCUGUAAACCCUUUAAUAUUUUGGUUACCUGUAGAAUCUUAAUAUAUAGGUCAUAUAGAAGUCCAGCGCCCCCUGUUGGCAUUAUCUGCCUAACACUUGAAUAUUGCUUAGAAUAAGAAACAAUAGUCUGAUUUCUGAAUGUGUGAGGGGGAUAUACAUUUAAAGUACAAAAAAUUAAAAAAUGUUUUGUUAUCCUUUAUUACCAGUAGGGCCUCGAAGUGCUAAACGUUUUUGUUGCUGUCAUUGCAUACAUUUUUUUUUAUAUUUGUGAAAUUUUGGGUAUAAAAAAAA
Megalops cyprinoides (Indo-Pacific tarpon) is the source of this 3671-nucleotide messenger RNA. RefSeq names its product lysine (K)-specific demethylase 1a (gene kdm1a). Gene Ontology annotation, molecular function: oxidoreductase activity; flavin adenine dinucleotide binding; protein binding. The record is from RefSeq and is a predicted model, not a curated record. Gene Ontology annotation, biological process: regulation of DNA-templated transcription. NCBI's taxonomy places the organism in Eukaryota, Metazoa, Chordata, Actinopteri, Elopiformes, Megalopidae. The transcript has 22 exons. Gene Ontology annotation, cellular component: nucleus. The coding region runs from base 71 to 2656 and encodes 861 amino acids.